Notechis scutatus (mainland tiger snake) is the source of this 3064-nucleotide messenger RNA. The record is from RefSeq and is a predicted model, not a curated record. NCBI's taxonomy places the organism in Eukaryota, Metazoa, Chordata, Lepidosauria, Squamata, Elapidae.
CGGCAGAGGAACGCUCGGGGCGGUCCUCUUUAACUCUGGGGUGACUCCGAAGCGGGUCCAUCGAGAAGGAAGACGUGCUGGAGCCGCUCUCAGGGACGCGCCGUUUUCCUCCCGUUUCUUAGAUCCACCGGCGGGGUGGUUCUGUUCUUCCUGGUCUUGCCUGAUAAAUUUCCGAAACUCGGAGAAGCCAAGAACAAUUGGCAACUUGACACCACCAGACUUCUGAACAGCAACUAAUAUUGUUACCAUGGAAGUGUUGGUGAACAACUAUCGAGAAUUCAUGAAGGGAGCAGACCCUCGGAUUGCUUCAUAUCCACUUAUGGAUUCUCCUUGGCCUAUGAUGGGUAUCUUAUUGGGUUAUGCCUAUUUUGUAUUAUCACUGGGGCCACGGCUCAUGGCCAACAGGAAACCUGUGAACCUUAAGAAGUUCAUGAUACUUUAUAAUUCUUUUUUGAUGGCACUAUCAAUUUAUAUUGUUUAUGAGUUUUUAAUGUCAGGCUGGCUAAAUGGUUAUACAUGGAGGUGUGACCCUAUUGAUACAUCCCAGGAUCCCAGGGCUCUUCGGAUGGUCCGUGUGGCAUGGAUCUUCAUUUUCUCUAAAGUCAUUGAGCUGAUGGAUACAGUGAUCUUUAUCCUAAGAAAAAAGAAUGAACAAGUGACCUUUCUGCAUGUUUUCCACCACUCAGUGCUACCCUGGAGCUGGUGGUGGGGUGUGAAAUUUGGUCCAGGAGGAAUGGGCUCCUUCCAUGCUAUGGUGAACUGUAUGGUACAUGUUGCGAUGUACUUCUAUUAUGCGCUCUCAGCUGCAGGACCUGCUUUCCAAAAGUACUUGUGGUGGAAGAAGUACAUCACUGCCAUUCAACUACUGCAGUUUGUGUUUGUCUCCAUCCACAUCUCCCAGUACUACUUCAUUCCUGACUGCAAAUAUCAGUUCCCAAUCUUCAUCCACCUCAUCUGGAUUUAUGGAGUUUUCUUCUUCCUUCUCUUCUCCAACUUCUGGUACCAGUCAUAUACCAAAGGCAAGCGUCUGCCCAAGUUCAUGACACAACCUCAGCAAAAUGGCUUCCACGAGAAUGGUGCCAUUGCUAAUGGCAAAGUCAAAGCCAACUAAGGGUAGAAUCAACUAGCUCCAUAUCUGGGCUUCUUAACCAGAUCAAGUGCCUACAGACUGUUAUCUUGCAGUUCCAAACCACCUUCCCAACUGCCCUGUUUCCCUCGUCUUGCUUUCAUCUUUCCCCAAGGGAGACAGGCUGCCUGGGCUGGCGGUGCUGAAUCCAGCCCAAGGCCUCCAAAGUGCCUAUGUCUGCCCUGGGCUGGGCUUCCUUCAGAGCUGGACCAAAGCAGAACCCUGACAGAUGGGACACAUUUAUCCACUUAAUUCUGUGUACCCAAUGUGAUCUAGGUGGGGAUUUUUGUCACUUUGCUUUCCCUAAGUUUGUGUUGUCAUUUGUUAUUUCUCUGUGUUCUGCCAUUCCUACUCCUUUCCUACUUGAAUGUAAGUCCCUUUUUGCUGGGGGUGGGAAAUAAUUCCUCCUGGAGAUAAACUGUUCCUGCUCUGUGUGCAGAUGGGGUACUACUAGGCAAGUCUUAUUGCCUUGGCUGUAUUCCUCUCUUGGCAUUGCUCCGCAGCUUUAGCUGCUUUGAUCCCAGGACCUUAGCAAUAACUCUGGACUUCAAUCUCCAUAUGGCUUGAUGACUGCAAGCUCUUAUUGCACUGAGGCCCAGGGAGAAGAAAUAGGACCCUAUUGUUCAGCUUGUAUGCCAUUGCUCUGUGUGCCUUUUAAAAUAUUAUUGAAUCUGCCCCAAAGAACAGAGGCUCCCUAUAAUCUAAAUUUGGGGGAGGACUUCUCAAGAGGAGGUAUAUCCCUCCUGAAUUUUCCAUUUGUAUUCACAGAAAUAAAUGGAUAGAAAAAGAAUAGUCAUUCUGUUCUUGAUUUCAAGGCCUUGCUCAUUGUUGGUUGGGCCUGAUGUGCGAAAAGAACUUUAUUAUAAGUACUAUGUUAAUAUUGAUUUUCAGUUCCAAUGACUACUGCUUCUUGCAAUGAAUUGGUGUCUUAGUUGAAGUUGGUUUACUAGAUGAGAGGAGCUGAAAAACUGAAAUCAAAAUCCUGUGAAGAGUGGUGGCUCUGUCCUGGCUCAUCCACAGUACAUGGUGUCAGGCAUCAGAUUAUUUCUGCUCAAGAACACGGGAAUUGCAAAUUCAAUUUUUCCUAGUUUUAUGGGUCUAUAGAAUACCUUCAACUCAAAGUUCCAUGCAGCAUUUAAGUCCUUGGCUCUUGCUUGUCCUGUCUGCUGUUCCAGGCAGGACAGUGUUAAUUUCUCUCCUUAUAUGGACACUCCUUCAGGCCAGAUGCUUUCCUGUGUGUACUGGCUUAGGUUCUUGGUGAAACUCCAGCUACUGGGCAUUAUCCUGGGCUUGAAGAGACCUGUAGUCCUUGGUGCUAUUGCCUAUGGUCAGGUUGAGUGUAAUAAGUGAAAAAGCUACAAAUACUGUGUGUGGGGAGUACAAAAUAAUUCUGCAACAGAAUAAAUUGGAAAAGUAAUCUUAGUAGCAGAUCUUGGAUCUGUAUUGCAUCCUAAAUUCAGAGUGCCAAAAUAUGAAAGCAAGGAUAUAUUGGUGAAUAUAAAAAGCUAAGGCACUAAGAAUAUGUUUUUGUUGUUAGAAUAAACUUGUAUUGGUCUUCUCUACCUCAGUGCUGGGGUAGACUAACCCAGAAUCUAGAUUAUGUGCCAUAAACAAUGCUGUAUAUACUAUUGGAGAGAUUUGUAUAACCCAGAAUAUUUUGAUACAUUCACUGGCCAUUCUGAAAGAAGGCAAUCUUGUUUAAAAGCCUUUAAGCAAAGUUCACUGUUAGGUUGAAAUAGGUUUUGUAACACUACUUACCUUUCCACCGCUGAUUGUCCUGUUGUGUACUGUUUCUCCAUCUGUGUCUGAGAAACCCUAAACCAAUGCUAAUAGCAACCUUUAAAACUGAUACAAUGUUUGACUGAGAAGCUUUUACAAUGUAGAGGAUACUUAGGGGUACAAUUUGGAAAAAGUAAAAGAUUCUUGUUUGUUCUCCUA